Molecule: messenger RNA, 951 nt
Organism: Rattus norvegicus (Norway rat)
Lineage: Eukaryota; Metazoa; Chordata; Mammalia; Rodentia; Muridae
Gene: Or2f1b
Product: olfactory receptor family 2 subfamily F member 1B
Exons: 1
Coding region: 1-951 (316 amino acids)
Biological process (GO): G protein-coupled receptor signaling pathway; signal transduction
Cellular component (GO): plasma membrane; membrane
Molecular function (GO): olfactory receptor activity; G protein-coupled receptor activity
Source: RefSeq, marked reviewed
AUGGAAGCCAACAAUGAGACACAGAUGCAUGAAUUCAUCCUCCUUGGCCUUUCCGGUGACUGGGACACUCACGUCUCCCUCUUCAUCCUGUUCCUGCUGAUGUACCUGGUGACAGUAUUGGGGAACUUCCUCAUUAUUCUUCUGAUCAGACUGGACAGCAGACUCCACACUCCCAUGUACUUCUUUCUCAUCAACCUGUCCCUGGUGGAUGUGCCUUAUGCCACAAGCAUAGUCCCCCAGCUGCUGGCUCAUUUUCUUGCCAUACACAAAGCAAUUCCAUUUCUAAGUUGUGCAGCCCAGUUAUUUUUUUCCUUGGGCUUGGGUGGGAUUGAAUUCCUUCUGCUGGCAGUGAUGGCGUAUGACCGUUAUGUGGCAGUGUGUGAUCCUUUGAGGUAUUCAGUCAUCAUGCAUACAGGGCUAUGCACAUGGCUGGCCAUUGCAUCUUGGGUCAGUGGUUUUAUCAACUCUCUUGUGCACACUGUCAUCACCUUUCACCUGCCUAUGUGCGCGAAGUAUAUUGAUCACAUAGCCUGUGAAACCCUUGCUGUGGUCAGAUUGGCUUGUGUGGAUACCUCAUCUAAUAAGAUUGCAAUCAUGGUUUCUAGCAUUGUCUUGCUUAUGACACCUUUCUUCCUAGUUCUCUUAUCCUAUAUCCAGAUCAUCUCCACCAUCCUAAAGAUACAGUCCACAGAGGGAAGGUGGAAAGCCUUUCACACUUGUGCCUCUCAUCUUACUAUGGUUGUCCUAUGCUACGGCAUGGCCAUUUUCACCUACAUCCAACCCCACUCUAGCCCCUCUGUUCUUCAGGAGAAGUUGAUGUCUCUGUUUUAUGCUAUCUUGACACCCAUGCUAAACCCCAUGAUUUAUAGUCUAAGAAAUAAAGAGGUUAAGGGGGCAUGGCAGAAACUUUUAGGGAAAUUCUCUGGGUUUACAUCGAAACUGUCAACUUGA